Messenger RNA from Eupeodes corollae, 1062 nucleotides. RefSeq lists its product as uncharacterized. Gene Ontology annotation, biological process: DNA integration. The record is from RefSeq and is a predicted model, not a curated record. The transcript has a single exon. Gene Ontology annotation, molecular function: nucleic acid binding. The coding region runs from base 1 to 1062 and encodes 353 amino acids. Lineage: Eukaryota; Metazoa; Arthropoda; Insecta; Diptera; Syrphidae.
AUGAAGCAGCUAUCUAGGAGAUAUUGCUGGUGGCCAUUUAUAGACAAGGCCAUAACCGAACGUGCAGCAAAAUGCAUACAAUGUCAGGAAACAAGCAGUAGCCCAAGGAAGGAGUAUUCGUCGUGGCCGUCACCUAAUCAUGCAUGGCAGCGUAUACACCUGGAUUUUGCGUUUCUUGGACACAUGUGGUUGGUUUGUAUAGAUGCAUUUUCUAAGUUCCCGUUAGUUGUUAAAAUGUCCACAACAACGUCAUCUGCCACAAUUUUAAUUCUGAAAGGAAUUUUUGCGCUGGAGGGACUACCUGAUACAGUUGUUUCGGACAAUGGUCGACAAUUUGUGUCCCACGAGUUUGAGCAAUUCUGUUCUUCAAACGGCAUUCAACAUUUGACGUCAGCACCUUUUUAUCAUGCCUCUAAUCUAGAGGCUGAACGUUUUGUAAGGACCUUUAAAACGUCAUUAAAGAAGAUUAUGGAAGGAGGAGAAGACUUGAAUAAUGCGUUACUUCACCAUUUAAGCACUUUUCGAUCGACACCGAAUCCUGUUACCGGGAAAUCACCAGCAGAAAUACUACAUGGACGUCAGCCUAAAAUUCCUCUUGCUUUGAUGUUCCCUCGACAGAACAAACUACAAAGCAGCAAAGGACUUAAUCGUUUUGUUAGCGAACAGCUGGUGUUAGUGAAGAACUUCUCAAGAGGACCAAAAUGGAUUCGAGGUAGGGUAAAAAAGCAACUUAGGAGGAUGACAUACCUUGUAUCCACAGUUUUUGGAACUCUAAAGCGACACCAAAACCAGAUGAGGCCUCAGCACUCGGAUGAAAAUCACUUGGAUGAGUUUUUCAUGAAUAAGGGCCUUCAAAGUUCUGCAGCAAAUCAGGCAAUUAUAAAUUCUGAUAAUACUAAUAUUCCUUCAGUCUCAUCGACAGUAAGCAAGAUUGUUCCUCAAGCAACAGAAACAAGGGACAACAAUGGAGCUGCCAAGUCGUCGGUGAUUCCGGCUGUGCAAACACCUAGACGCUCUUACAGACAACGAAGACCUGUCGUUCGAUUCCAGGUCUCACAUUGA